AUGGAAGGACAGACCAGAGGGAGCAGAGGUCUUCUGGAGAAACCCCUCCCGGCCGCCACUAACCCCACUCUGUCCUCACUGGGCGCCUUGUUCAUCCUCCUGAAGUCCGCCCUGGGCGCCGGCCUGCUCAACUUCCCGUGGGCCUUCUACAAGGCAGGAGGCUUGGUGCCCACCUUCCUGGUGGCACUGGUCUCUUUGCUCUUUCUGAUCAGCGGCCUGGUCAUCCUGGGCUAUGCAGCCUCCAUCAGUGGCCAGACCACCUACCAGGGCGUGGUUCGUGAGCUGUGUGGGGCUGCCAUGGGGAAGCUGUGUGAAGCCUGCUUCCUGACCAACCUGAUCAUGAUCUCUGUGGCCUUCCUCAGGGUGAUCGGGGACCAGCUGGAGAAGUUGUGUGACUCCCUCCUGCCCGACGCCCCACAACCCUGGUAUGCAGCCCAGAAUUUCACUCUGCCCCUGGUCUCCGCGAUGCUCAUCUUUCCCCUGUCAGCCCUUCGGGAAAUUGCCUUCCAGAAGUACACCAGCAUCCUAGGUACCCUGGCUGCUUGCUACCUUGCCCUGGUCAUCACAGUGCAGUACUACCUAUGGCCCCAGGGCCUCGUGCGCCAGUCCCAACCCUUGCUGAGCCCGCCCCCCUGGACCUCUGCGUUUAGCGUCUUUCCUACCAUCUGCUUCGGAUUCCAGUGUCACGAGGCCGCAGUCUCCAUCUACUGCAGCAUGCAGACCCACAGCCUCUCCCACUGGACCCUGGUCUCUGUGUUGUCCUUGCUGGCCUGCUGCCUUGUCUACUCACUGACAGGGGUGUAUGGCUUCCUGACCUUUGGGACUGAAGUUUCUCCUGAUAUCUUGAUGUCCUACCCAGGCAAUGACACGGCCAUCAUUGUAGCACGCAUUCUCUUUGCGGUCUCCAUUGUGACUGUCUACCCCAUUGUGCUGUUCCUGGGGAGGUCUGUGAUGCAGGACUUUUGGAAAAGGAGCUACUGGGCCACACGGGGUCCUCCAGUGCUGGCUGACCCCUCCGGGCCAUGGGUUCGGCUGCCACUGACCUUCCUGUGGGUGUCAGUGACACUCGCCAUGGUCUUGUUCCUGCCGAACCUCAGCGAGAUCAUCGGUAUUAUCGGGGGCAUCAGCUCCUUCUUCAUCUUCAUCUUCCCUGGUUUGUGCCUCAUCUGUGCUGUGGACAUGGAGCCCAUGGGACCAAGAGUCAAGUGCUGCCUGGAGGCCUGGGGCACCCUCACCGUGCUGGUGGGCACUUUCAUCUUCGGGCAGAGCACAGCUGAGGCUGUGGUGGAGCUGCUCUGAGAGGCCUCUGGGCUCUGGCCUGAGGACCCCUGCAGGGGUCUUCUCAUCACAAAGGUGCUGGGGAAAGGGACCGUCCUGCCUGCCGGCUGCCUGCCCAGCUCAGCUCCUCCUAUGGCUCCUGGUGAGGAAAGACUGCUGGGACAGGUUACCACCAGCUGGUGACUCAGGACCGUCGAUACUCAGGCUACUGAAAGCUGGAGUCUUGGCUUGAGUGUGGUGGGCCACGCUGCCUCAGAAGGCUCUGGAGUGCUCCUCCUGCUGUCCUCCUCUGGUGGCUGCAAGAGAUCCUUAGUGGUACUGGCUUGUAGGUGUGUCGUUCAGGUUCUCUGUACUCAUGGUUCCACGGUCAGUACCUGCCCUGUGCGUCUCUGUUCAAGCUCCCCUUUCCCAAGCAGGACGCCAGCCACCCAGGCUGGGCCCAUCUCCUGUUAGUAAGCACUUGUCUGCACUGGCAGUGUCUCUUCUUAGUUACCAAAGACGUGUGUCUUAGUUACUGUUCCAUUGCUGUGAAGAGAUACAUGAUCAAGGUAAGUUACAAAAGAGUUCAUUGGGAGCUUACAUUUUCAGAGAGUUAGAGUCUAUGACCAUCGUGGUGGGGAGCAUGGCGGCAGGCAGGCAGGCAGGCAGGCAGGCAUGCAUGCAUGGUGCUGGAGCAGUAGCUGAGAGCUUACAUCCUUAUCCACAAGCACAGGACAGAGAGAACACACUGGGAAUGGUGUGGGCUUUUGAAACUACAAAGCCCGCCCCCAGAGACACACCUCCUCCAACAAGGUCACACCUCCUAAUCCUUCCCACACAGUUCUACCAACUUAAGACCAAGCAUUCAAACAUAUGAGCCUGUGGGGGCCAUUUUCAUUCAAACCACCACAUUCCUCUCCCUGGCCCUGUAGGCUUGGAGCCAUAUCAUAAUGCAAAAUGUAUUCAGUCUGAUGCCAAAAAGUACCAGUUAUUAGGGUUUGACAUAAGGUUGUCUGAGGAUAUAAUGAAAUUGGGACACAGGCAUGGCAACAUCCGAUGUCGAUAUUUCUCAAGAAGUAAAUUUGGAACGGCAACAGAUGUAACAAGGAACACGGGAUGCCUGUGACCUUCCUCAAUUUCUAGAGAAUGGUAAAUGAUGUUCCUAUACCUCAGACAGUUUUCUGAAGACAAAUAACAGCGUUGUGCUUUAUAUAACCUUGAACAUGCUAGGCUGUAAGGCAGGUCUCUCUGCGACCGUAAACUCACUCUAUCAAAGGAGCUGUAAUCAUAAAACUGAGCCCUGUCGUGCAGAUUGCCCUCAAGUGCUUGGCUGCCUUGAGUCCCCUGUUUCCCCGCUUUGGUUCUUCCAGGCAACCUCUCCCACCACAUUGUUUUUCAGUCUCAACUGUUUAAAAGUCCAAAGUUUCUUCUGAGACUCAGGACAAUCUCUUAUACAACCCCCUGCAUACUUCCAACAUACAAUGGCACAGAAUAUACAUUACCAUUCCAAAAGAGAGGGAUAGGGGCGCAGUGAGGAAAAGUGGACCCAAGCAAGAUCGAAACCCAUCAGGGCAAACUCCAAAUCCUGUAACUUUAUGUCUGAUGUCAAAGGGCUUAGAUGGCUCUGCCCUUCCAGCUUUGCCAACUGCAACACACUUGUCUUUCUUGGGCUGGUUCCACUCCCUGCAUGCAGCUCAGACAUUCAUGGCUCUGGCACCACCAACAUUUUGGGAUCUCCAACACAGUCCAGGCUUCACCUUCACAGCUUCAUGCAAUGGCCUCUCGGGGCUUCCAUGCAGAAACUCCCCUGCCAUACUCCUGGCCUUAGCAUCUUAAGAAGAUUCCACAACCCAUUUACUGACUCCUGUAUCCUUCAUGACUCUAAAGCUAGAACCACACUGCUGAUGCUGCCAAGUUCUGCUGGCUGCUUGGAAUGGAAUCUGACCCCUUCUCUCUGUGAAUUACAUUUGCAUAAUCUUUGAUCUGUUGAUGCUUUUUAGGAUCAGAAAACCCUUCAGGCCUUUCCCUUUAACAAGUUGCAGGAUUAUUUGGGUGGGGCCUCACCCUGAGGGCACCACCACUCCCUUUAUCUAUCCCUUCCUCUUCUCUUUCAGCACAAAUCACAGCCCCAACAUUGAAUUUCCUGGUGCUCUUUUUCUCCUCAAACUGUGUAUUUUGUAUUUCUUUUUGUCCUUUUUGCCCUUUUCCAUUGUAGACCUGCACUAACAACCAUGGAAUAGACUCAAUAUUGGGCUGUCGUGAACUCUUCUCUGCCAAUAAAAUUAGUCCAAAACUCUUAAAUUUAGCCUCCAGCAUGUUCUUAGGACAGGGGCAAAAAUCAGCCACAUUCAUUGUCAGAAUAUCACAAGAAUGGUCUCUAGCCUAGUUGCUGAUAUUGUUCCCCUCUGAAACCUCUUGAGCUGGGUCUCUGUUGGUUCAUGUUGCUCUUAACACUACUGUCUGCCAAGCACCAUCAUAGGAGCCAGAGUCAACUUGUACACCCCACCUGUCAAGGACCAGGUAACUUCCUGGAAUGCUGGAAGUUGUAG
This is a messenger RNA of Peromyscus eremicus (cactus mouse), 3806 nucleotides long. It is a transcript of the gene Slc38a8, whose product is annotated as solute carrier family 38 member 8. Gene Ontology annotation, biological process: amino acid transmembrane transport. Gene Ontology annotation, molecular function: amino acid transmembrane transporter activity. Lineage: Eukaryota; Metazoa; Chordata; Mammalia; Rodentia; Cricetidae. The record is from RefSeq and is a predicted model, not a curated record. Bases 1 to 1299 code for a protein of 432 amino acids. The transcript is spliced from 10 exons.